Kockovaella imperatae is the source of this 4060-nucleotide messenger RNA. RefSeq lists its product as hypothetical. The record is from RefSeq and is a predicted model, not a curated record. Gene Ontology annotation, molecular function: 3',5'-cyclic-nucleotide phosphodiesterase activity. The transcript has 7 exons. Gene Ontology annotation, biological process: signal transduction. Bases 69 to 3782 code for a protein of 1237 amino acids. Lineage: Eukaryota; Fungi; Basidiomycota; Tremellomycetes; Tremellales; Cuniculitremaceae.
ACUCCAUCCAUCCCUUCUCUCCCAUUUCAUCGUCGUCCACCACCACCACCACCACCAUUCAACACACCAUGACAUCCCCCUCGAGCACUCGUCACAGCUCAAUCUCCCCUUCUCCUUCUCCUACCCCAUCUCAACAUACAUCCUCAAGCUCGACGAACCAGAGCAGCACUACCAUCUCCAUUUUGGUCGUGUUGCCCACUCCGGAAUCUAUUCAACAACACACAUCUGUAUCCUCCUCCUCAUCCUGCGAACUCAACAACAACAGUAGUACAGGACCAUCUGUCCCUUCUGCUCCUAUUCCCAGUCCGUUGACAUCACGUCAAAGUGCGAGCAGAGUACCCACCCUGAAAAAUACUGCGACGACACUUCUGGAAAGUCAUACGAAUGAUCCAUCAGCAGGGUCUGGGCGAGCCGUCAAUGGCAGUAGUAAUAGCAGCGGCGGUGGCGCCGGGGGUGGGGGCAUCACUGAUGUGGUCAAUGCGGGCAGAAGAUUAUCUCUAGCGCCUGGAUUAGGAGGAGGUGGACCUCAUCGUUAUCGACCCACUACGUCUCAUCAACCGUCACCUAGGAUCGAGCCCAAUUCAGAUUUUUUCGAACCGAGAUCAGAAGGAAAUACACCGUUCCUAGGUGGAAAUCCGAAUGGAUCCAUGACCUCCCACCCCCCCACUCCCAUCGUCCAUGAAUCACCCGAUGUUGUUCCCGUUCCAGCAUUCGGCAGUCGAUCAGGCGGGCCCGCCGCCCACGGAUCAAACGGGAUAAGUCAUGGCAGUGGACCAGGAUCAUCCAGUCGAAGAAGACCCAUGACAGCUGCUGCACCUACCAUUGUCAAUCGAUCAUCACUCGUCGUGCCUAGUGCCGUCCUCGGUGGACCUGGAAGGAUGGGCGGAGCUGGAAAAACGAGACAAGGAUGGGAAGGGGAUCAAAUCGUCGAAGUGCUCAGAGCGAGCUCUCAAGAAGUCACCGUCGUUCGCAAUAUUAGUCAAGUCUCUUGCAUCCUCACUCCCUCCUCCGGAGGCAUACCGACGUAUUCUACAUUCAGCACACAGACUCUCACUGCCGCUCGAUCUUCCUCCGUCACGCCCGUCAUCCUUGUUCCGCUGUGCGAUCAGCCCACACUCCCAUCCCUCUCUCUUCUCUUACAACAAGGUACAACACCUUCUGCUGUAUGCUUUCAACAGGAUCUCCUUGAGCGAGCUCGUCAAGCUGAGCAGACUUGGCUUCCCACCGCAUUGAAUCGAGUUCAAGCAGCCAUCAGAAUAAGGGAUGAGGUAAAUCGUCUGAACGUCGAUCCCAAUCGCAAGAAACCAUCCAACACGGACACUCCCAUCAUCUUGGCCUACUCAGCCAACCCGGCCUUGUCCCAUCAAACCAUCGCGGCGUGUGUCUCUGCUGGCUGCUCGGGUGUCCUGAAGCCGCCAUACGAUUUCCAAACUGCCAGAAUGGUCCGACGAAUGGUUCGUGCAGCGAAAGAAGGCCGCAUCUCCUCCGUGGUCGGUCUGCCCAAUCGCACUGGCGAUCUCUCAUCACCUACAGGAGAUGACGAAGAUGAUCCUAUCAGUAGAGUCAUUCUCCCGCCAACCGCAUUGAGCAUGGGCGGCGAGCAUGCCGGUGAGAUCGUUCUCUCUGGUCUCAUCAGGCAUAAUUCGCUACGCAAUUCGGGUGCGACACCUCACGACAGUCGAAAUGGCUCGCCUUUGUCCAACUCUAGAAACGCGAAUCAGCAGAUUCCACCGCGGAAGAACAGUCUGGGGCGACCAUCCCCACUGGAUCCGAAAAAUAAACGCGAUUCGCAAUCGAAUAUUCGGUCCACACUAUCCACAUCGAACUCUUCAAAAAGUAUCGCUACACCCACUUCGACCGCUGCUCAUUCUCACAGCCUCUCUGAUAACCUUGCACGACCGCACGAUGGUCGACGACGAAGUGUCGAUGUGUCAGGCUUGGAGUUUGCCCUUCGACGAGCUCAAAAGGCAUUUGAGCAGAACAAACGCCCUCCAUCUAAAGCUCGAUCAAGGUUCUCCGCUUCCAAACCGUUACCGACGAUAUUCACUCCUGACGACGAAGGGCCUCUGGGCGAGAAGAUGGACAUGGACGAGCCAGAGUCCGGAAUCGUCUCGACACUCGCUGUCGAUCCACCGGAGACCAAGGAGACAGAGCUGGCAGAGCUCUUGAGCUCGAUGUAUCUCCAAACGCAGAUGGCCAUACGUGUGCAGGUCGGCGAUGACGACUACGCCAGAUUGUCUGAACCUCUCUCGCCGGAUCGUCGACGAGCCCUGGUCGACGCGGUGGCAAGCUGGAACUUCAAACCACACGGUUUGAGUGACGGCGAUUUGUACCGUGUGGCGUGUCUCCUCUUCGAGGUCGUCGUCCACUCUGAAGCUUUGGUCGGGCUCGAUCUAAAGCGAGACCAGAUCAACCGGUUCCUAUUUGCUAUUCGGGCAAUUUAUCACGCUCCGAACCCAUAUCAUAACUAUAUCCACGCGAUCGAUGUCCUUCAAGCGACUUAUAUCUACCUUGUCCAGCUGGAGCUCGUUCCACCAUUCGAGCAUAUCCGAUCAUGGACUCCAUCGACGCCAGCUUGGAAAAGACCCCCAAUUCGAUCGGAUCUCAGGCCGGGAUCUCUCCGAGCGCGAGAAGUCAUUCGACCUCAAGAUGUGCUGGCGAUUAUGAUUGCAGCUGUCGGACAUGAUAUUGGUCAUCCGGGAUUGAGUAACGCCUUCAUGAAAAACGCUCAGACACCUCUGUGUGUCGUAUACGACGACAAAUCUGUGCUUGAAAAUAUGCACUGUGUCUUGGUCGUUCAAUUGCUACGCAAACAUGGCUUCGGGUUCCUACUGGAUCCCCGACACGCCUCUGAAGGCACCUACCCGAACCCUCAUCGUGCGGCGCUCGACGCUAGGAGUUUUAAGCGUGUCCUGUACUCUGCCAUCUUGGCAACCGACAUGUCGCUGCAUUUCACAUGGGUACAAGGGUUUCAAGAGCUGAGGACGACCCUGGAGCACCGUGCGUGGGCUGGACUCGAGGCAGAUCCCAGCAGGGACGAAGAGGAACGGAUCAUCCUUGCUCAGUCGUUCCUGAAAUGCGCUGAUAUCAGUAAUCCUACGCGCCCCAUCGAUGUCUCUGAGUAUUGGUCCUCUGCUCUUUUGCGAGAAUGGGCUAUUCAAGCAUCUCUCGAGGUUGAUCUAGAAUUGCCAGUCUCCGUCAUUGCGUCUGCAGAUGUAGCUCUGCAAGCAAAGGGACAAAUCGGGUUCAUCGAUCUGUUCACUCAGCCGUUAUUCGAUACGGUCGCGGAGCUUCUGCCAGAAUUCCGACGUUAUGCCAAAUGGUGCUCUGAGAAUCGUUAUGUCUGGGAACAACGAUUGGACGAUGCUCGCGCUCAAGAUCCUGUCCUGGUCCAACCGCUACUAUACGACGCAUCGCAAAACAAACGAUUUGCAACCCUCUUCCCAAUGUCCCUCCCUACCACUCUUGUAUCUCAGAUGCAAUCCGCUAUCGGGUCCAGCGAUUCCGCCACCGAUCUCCUCUCGGCCCUAUCUGUCCGACCUCCCGAGGCUCCAAUUUUCUCCAAGAACCCUCAAUCUGAGCUGGCAGCAAGGGCAAUGAGGGCAGUCUAUCAUUCCGAUUUGAGUAGCCGACCAGCCGCGCCUGGCCGAGUGGCGAGCUUUGGUAGAGGGACACCUGGUCCAGGUUCAGUAUUGGAAAUGGAAACGUAUCUGGAGGGUAGAAGGUCGUCCAAUCCGGACAUCCUGCCGAGUCAUUUGAACGAGGGAGUGAGGACAUCUUAGGGCUAGGAUGAGGUGUAGGUUGGGCGAAACGGGUGGGAAGCGCAAGGAGAGCGGAUCGUGAGCGAAGAUGGGGACAAUGGGAAUCAUUGGCAUAGAUUUUUUUCGUUAACAUGUUGUAACACUUCUCUUGUGAGCAUUUGAUCUUUCUUCUCUUUCCAGGGUAAGGGCGCCUCUGCCAUGUACAUGUAUGUAUAUUGGGUAUUCGUGGUAUGUCAGAUUGGAUGACCACAUUGCCCUUUGGCUGUCGCCGGUAUCGACCCACGGCCAUUCAACGUGAU